Molecule: messenger RNA, 614 nt
Organism: Mangifera indica (mango)
Lineage: Eukaryota; Viridiplantae; Streptophyta; Magnoliopsida; Sapindales; Anacardiaceae
Product: non-specific lipid transfer protein GPI-anchored 9
Exons: 3
Coding region: 11-511 (166 amino acids)
Source: RefSeq, a predicted model, not a curated record
CCCAAAAAAAAUGGACUCCAAGCUUUUAAUUUUGUUCCGUUUUGUUGUAUAUUGUUCAUGGGUUCAUCUGGGUUUUUCCCGUGACUUGAGCCAGCAGGGUGGUUUGGGUUUAGAGGAACCACCGUCGUGUGUAAAUAGCCUCCUUCCAUGUAAACCCUAUUUGAAAUCGAAUGCGCCGCCGAGUUCUUGCUGUGCGCCGUUGAAGGAAAUGUUGACGAAAGAUGUUGCGUGUUUGUGUAAUUUGUUUAACAAUCUUGAGGUCUUGAAGUCGUUCAAUCUUACUCAGGAUGAAGCUCUUCAUCUUCCCAAGGCUUGUGGCGCUGUUUUUGAUGUUUCAACAUGCAAGACUGCAUCCUCCCCUGCACCAUCUUCAGGGCCUCCAUCGAACAGCAACUCUUCAGGAACUCCCUCUUCAAACAGUGCAUCAGUUGCAACCCACGGCGGGAUGCCUCGGAUUUCUAAAUUUGGAUUGAUUUGUUCUCUUGUUGCUUUGUGUUUUUCUUCUUUUUAGGUUCUAUUGUUUUCUUUAGUGUUUUUGUAAGAAAAAACACCUGAAAAUUCGUUCUUAAUUACGUUUUACCCAUUUAUGCAUCAAUCAAAAACCCUUUUUGUCA